Molecule: messenger RNA, 2582 nt
Organism: Conger conger (European conger)
Lineage: Eukaryota; Metazoa; Chordata; Actinopteri; Anguilliformes; Congridae
Product: NLR family CARD domain-containing protein 3-like
Exons: 5
Coding region: 1-2580 (859 amino acids)
Molecular function (GO): protein binding
Source: RefSeq, a predicted model, not a curated record
AUGGAAGCCCAGGUGCACACGGUCAUCAGCAGUGUUCCUGUGAGCGACCAGAGGCUGACGGAGAUCAGAGAGGCAACAAGCCAGGAUCCCCAGCUCACCGCCCUGAAACAGGCAGCCCAAGAAGGCUGGCCUGAGUCCAGAUCACAAUGCCCCCCCAGCAUCCAAGAGCACUGGAACCACAGGGACCAGAUUGCCCAAAUUGAUGGCAUUCUUUUUAAAGAUGAACCCAUUAAAAGAGCCCAGCAGGAACUGAAAACUCAUUUGAAGAAGAAGUUCGAAUACAUAUUUGAAGGUUUAGCAGUGCAGGGCCACACAACUCUCCUCAAUGAGAUCUAUACAGAGCUCUACAUCACAGAGGGGGGAAGUGGGGGGGUCAAUAAUGAGCACGAGGUCAGACAGAUUGAGACAGCAUCCAAGAGACAAACCACCCAGGAGACUCCAAUCCUCUGCAAUGACAUCUUUAAGCCUUUACCUGGACAAGAGAAACACAUCAGAACUGUGCUUACAAAGGGCAUUGCUGGCAUUGGGAAAACCGUCUCUGUGCAGAAGUUCAUUCUGGACUGGGCAGAAGGAAAAGCCAAUCAGGACGUUGAUUUCAUCUUCACCAUUCCUUUCCGAGACCUGAAUCUGAAGAAGGAAGGAACAUUCAGUCUGAUGCAACUUCUGCAGCACUACUUUCCACAACUGAAAGAGAUCAAAAGUGUUGAAGGUGAUGAAGUCAAAGUUGUGUUUAUCUUUGAUGGUCUGGAUGAGUGUCGACUUCCUCUCCUUUUCCAAAGCAAUGAGAUCUGCUGUGAUAUAACAAAGUCAUCAUCAGUGGAUGUGCUGCUGACCAACCUCAUUAAGGGGAAUCUGCUUCCCUCUGCUCUCCUCUGGAUCACCUCCCGACCUGCAGCAGCCAAUCAGAUCCCUCCUGAGUGCAUCCACCAGGUGACAGAGGUACGAGGGUUCAAUGACCCACAGAAGGAGGAGUACUUCAGAAAGAGAAUCAGAGAUCAGAACCAGGCCAGCAGAAUCAUCUCACACAUCCAAUCAUCCAGGAGUCUCUACAUCAUGUGUCACAUACCAGUCUUCUGCUGGAUUUCAGCUACUGUUCUGGAGACAAUUUUGGGAAAAGUAAAGAAAAGAGAUCUGCCCAAAACUCUGACUGAAAUGUACACACACUUCCUGCUCAUUCAGACUAAUGUGAAGAAUCUGAAGUAUCGUGGCUCUGAUGAAACAAACCCAAAGAUGUCAGCAUCAGAUACAGAAAUCAUCCUGAAACUGGGGCAGCUGGCUUUUCUUCAGUUGGAAAAGGGCAAUCUGAUAUUCUAUGAAGAGGAGCUGAGAGACAGUGGCAUUGAUGUCAGUGAAGCUUCAGUGUACUCUGGGGUGUGCACAGAGAUCUUUAAAAAGGAGCUUGGGUUGGGUCAGGAGAAGGUCUACUGCUUUGUGCAUCUGAGCAUUCAGGAGUAUCUGGCUGCCUUGUUUGUGUUUCAUUCAUGUGUAAAUAAGAACAGAAAUGUGCUCAGAGCAGAAGAAUCAAAACCUCACAGUGGCAGAGUGCAGCUGUCUGAGUUACAUGAGACUGCAGUGGAUCAGGCCUUACGGAGUAAGAACGGACACCUGGACCUUUUCCUCCGAUUCCUUCUCGGCCUCUCUCUGGACUCCAUUCAGCCCCUUUUAGGAGAAAUACUGACACAGACAGGAAGAAGAUCUGAUGGAGGACAAUGGAUAACAAAACUCUUUAAGAGACUACAGACAGAAAGCAGAUCAGGGAGCAUCAAGACAACAGUCCAGUACAUUAAGGAGAAGAUCAAAUCUGAAUCUUCCGCAGAGAGGACCAUCAAUCUGUUCCACUGUCUGAAUGAACUGAAUGACAACUCUGCAGUGAAGGAAAUCCAGAAUUCCCUGAGAUUAGGAAAAUGUUCUGAUAAAGAGCUGGAACCCCACCAAUGUUCAGCUCUGGCCUUUGUGUUAGUGAUGUCAGAGGAGAUCCUGGAUGAGUUUGACUUGAAGAGCUACAACACAUCAAAGGCAGGUCGUCACAGACUGGUACCAGUAGUCAGGAACUGCAGGAAGGCCAGACUGAACAGCUGUGACCUAAGUGAGGAGUCAUGUGAAAUUGUGGCCUCAGCUCUCCAGUUGUCAAACUCACCCCUGAGAGAUCUGGACCUCAGCAGAAAUAACCUGGGAGAUUCAGGAGUGAAGCUGCUCUGUGCUGGACUGAUGAGUCCAAACUGUAAACUACAGAGACUGGGGCUGGGUUGGUGUAAUCUCACAGAGGGCUGCUGUGAUGUUCUGGCCUCAGUCUUGCGUUCUCCUCACUCAGAGCUGAGUGAUCUGGAGCUGAGAGACAACGAGCUGCAGGAUAAAGGAGUGAGAGCACUCUCUGCUGGACUGGAGGACCCACACUGUAAACUGCAGAGACUGGAGCUGUCAGGCUGUGGAGUCACACAGAGAGGCUGUGAUUCUCUGGCUUCAGCUCUGUGUUCAAACCCCUCACACCUGAGAGAGCUGGACCUGAGAUACAAUCACCCAGGAGACUCAGGAGUGAGAGCGCUGUCUGCUGCUAAACUGGACACACUCACACUGCUGUAAGU